Molecule: messenger RNA, 2520 nt
Organism: Peromyscus maniculatus bairdii (prairie deer mouse)
Lineage: Eukaryota; Metazoa; Chordata; Mammalia; Rodentia; Cricetidae
Gene: Siglecl1
Product: SIGLEC family like 1
Biological process (GO): cell adhesion
Cellular component (GO): plasma membrane
Molecular function (GO): sialic acid binding
Source: RefSeq, a predicted model, not a curated record
AGCCCAUCUAUGGCACUCUAGCCAGGCAGACAGAACAUGAUGGGCCGCCUGGGACUAUGGGAGGGUCCAUGGGAUUUUUAUGCAUCGAGGUUCUCCAUGCUGGGCUUCUGGGGGCACGGAGUUCCUCCCUUAGUCAAGCAGUCCUCAGACAGCGUAUCCUUGGACUUCUCACGUGACAGCCACAGGGCGGUUAAACCCUCGCAACGUCAGCUCCAGGGUACCCCAGCUUCUGCGUUUGUCCAAGGCCCAUUCUGGAUCAGCAGACAGGGACUGUACACCGGUCAGUUUCCAGGGCCCAGUUUAGUCAGUUCACGCUAUGCUAGUCAGCCUGUCACUUGUCACUCCUCAGUGCCCUGGUCAGCGUUUCACCUCUCAGUCUGCUGUUCAUCUUCCCCGCCCCCACCCCCUCCCCACCUAGUCAACCUGUUACCCUUCAAGUCACUUAUUUGUCCAGUCUAUCACUUGUUUGUCCUGUCACCCCUCAGUCACUUGGUCAGCCUCUCUCCCCUCAGUCACCUUCAGCAUGUCACCAAGUUAGCCUGAAAAGUAGCCAGUGGAUCACCAUUCUACUAAUAGAACACAUUAGAAGCAUGGGAGUUAAUGAUCAGGCUAGUGGCAGUGUGAGUUAGCCAUUUGCUCCCUUGUAAAUCAGUUAAUCCCAUAAUCCAUCUCUGUCAUAACCUGACAGGGAUCCAUUAAUUAGGCUCCCGCCAGUCUCUUGGUAAAUUAGUCCCAAUUACAUACCUAUAAUCCUAGCUCUUGAGAGGUGAAGGCAGGAGAAUCAGAAUUUCAAGGUUAUCCUCAGCUACAUAGAAAGGCCAGCCUUGGCUACAUAAAUCAAAACAAAAGAAAACAAAAAUCUAACAGUUGGAGAGCACUUAGCUAGCAAGAUGGAGGUAGGGAGACAGAUAGAUGGAAGUGUGCUGAAGAAAAAGAAUUUCAUGGAGCCCCGAGACAUCAAGUAAAAUGAAGAGGAGUGAAAACCAUGAAGAGAUCCAUUAGUAGUGUCCUACCUAUGCCCCUUAAAGCUGGCAGAGAAGAGCAAUAAGAAAUCAGAAUUAUAAAGCUAGAUUAAUCACUACAUCUCCAGCAAUAAAUCCCACCCAUGUGACGUGAACAUGAAAACAAAAUGGAAGAAGGGAUAAUAUUUGACCAGAGUACUUUGGUGAUUUACUGGCAAAGCUUGGGCCAGGACCCAUAUUAGGUUCAUUCCAACAUCCAGAAUGAGGUUUUAAGUUGGCAGAAGAGAAGAGAAAAGUUGACAGAGCAAAGUUGCCAUCACCUCCUUCCUCACGGUGAAGAGUACUGGGAUUCUUGCUGUUGCAUAUGGGGAUGCCGCAUCUACAGCUGGAACCUGCCAGACUGAUGAGCUCCUUCUGUGCUGUGGAGAAGACAUUGCGUUGCAGUUGUUCCUUUCAUGGGGUCCCCACACCCUCUGUGCAGUGGUGGAUGAAUGGUGCUCCUGUGGACGUGAACAGUGGGUAUGGCCAGCUCCAGGUGACUUCUACCACACUUGGUUCCUGGGACAACAGCACCCUCAGCCUGCCCAAGGACCCAGAAAUGGGCACAGUCCUUCUUUGUGAGGGAAAGAACCAACACGGAACCCACGGUUUGAGCAUCCUGCUGAUGUCAAGAAGGGGCCCUUUGGCUCCCCAGAUCUUCCUGAAAGCGCUGCUCCAGGGUGUUGUCUACGCAGCCACGGCAAUCACACUACUUUUCCUCUGCCUCCUCCCCUUCAUAGUGAAACUUCUCAGGACCAAGCAGGCAAAGAAGUGUGCACAGACGAGAGUCCAGCAGGACUCUGAGGCUGGAACAGACCAAGAAUCCAGCACGAAGCCCAAGGAGCCCAGGGAAUUCAGAACUGAGUCGCCUUCUGGGACGCAGCUCUCAGAAAAGGAAGACAGAGCCUGAAGCCUACGAAGGCCGUGGAGACAGCAUCCCAUCCCAAGUUCCCACUGUGCCCAGAAUUACAAAAACCCAUGGAGACUUCAGAAGCCCCAAGUCCAUAAUAAACUUGAGGUCCUGAGAAUCUGCGCUCACAAAGCCCUCUCAGCUUCUUCACAUCCCAUACACUCCAAGGUGUGGAGACUACUACUGGGCCUGGUCUCAGAACUUUUAAAGGUCACCUGUAUGAUUAACAAAUCAUAUAGGUUUGGGUGAGCCAAAAGGUACAUAUUUCACUCUGAGACAGAGUUACAGGAGAGAAAAAUGAAUGCACAUGGCACUGUGAAACAGGGAUUUUGAUCCCUUUCUUCAUGACCAGUUCCAUAGAUAGACAGACAGACAAACAGACAGACACACACACACACACACACACACACACACACACACACACACACACACACACACACACACACACGAGCGCCAUUAUAUUUUAAUCUAAUCCCAAAGUAAGUGCUUAGUAGAUGAAACCUUUGGACAAGAUCUCCCAUUCUUAUCUCUCUCCCUCAAACUUCAGUAGACUCAUAUAAUGUGUACUUGAAUGGAGACUAGUUGUAGAAAGUGGUACCCAGAGCGGGC